Molecule: messenger RNA, 597 nt
Organism: Schistocerca piceifrons (Central American locust)
Lineage: Eukaryota; Metazoa; Arthropoda; Insecta; Orthoptera; Acrididae
Exons: 5
Coding region: 1-597 (198 amino acids)
Source: RefSeq, a predicted model, not a curated record
AUGGUUUAUCUGUUAGGAAAUCCUGACUUGGGGCUGCCUGCACUACAGCCGCUGCUGGUGGACAAGCUGAACUUCGGCAACAAGGAGGCGGGGCUCAAGCUCAAGCUGCGGGACGUCCGCGUCUCGGGGAUCGCCAACAGCACCUUCCACGGGGUUCGCGCCAAACUGGACGACUAUACGGUCUUCGUGGGUGGCAAAAGUCCAUUAGUGACAAUGACAGGAAGAUACAAAAUCAAUUUCACAUUCGAAGGAGAGAAAAUUGAAGGCAAAGGGCGUUUUGAAAUGAAUCUGACUGAGGUGGAGUCGAAGAACGUGCUGCACGGCGUGAAGAGCGUGAAGGAGGGCCGUCACUACGUGGACGUGCACCUGGACGGCGACAUCCUCAGCGUGGCCGGGCUCAGCGUGCGCUUCCACGGCCUCUUCACCGGCGACAAGGACAAGGAGGAGCAGGCGAACCGGCUGCUGAACGAGCACUGGCAGCAGCUGUGGUCGGCGCUGGAGCCUGCGCUGGACGCAGCCUACAACAGGCUGCUCUCUGAGAUCUCGGGAAAGGCACUCGCCCAACUGCCGCUCGCCGCCAUCCUAGACGACCCUUGA